AUGCCGCCAGAUACGCAAGCGCGGGGCGGGUCCUCCAAGGACAGAGAUAGAGGUGACAAGGAACGCCAUCAUCACCACCACCGUCACUUCAAGGAUAAGGUAGGCGAGUAUCACAUCGGCGCGGAGAUCGGAAAAGGUAGCUUCGCGACUGUCUACAAGGGGUAUCACAUGAAAACCAAGCAGCCAUUUGCCAUCAAGGCUGUCGAUAGACAGAAACUCCACAGCCCCAAGCUGACUGACAAUCUCAUGAGCGAGAUCAAUAUCCUGAAAAUGCUUCAUCAUAGGAACAUCGUCGCUCUAGAAGAUUGCUACAAGAGUGACACGCACGUCUAUCUUGUCAUGGAGUAUUGCACGGGUUCAGAUCUCUCCCUGUAUCUAAAGAAGAGGGGUCGAAUUCCUACUCUAGACUUUGUCCCUCGACCAGGCAGCUGGUUACCGACGGCGAACGCCAGCGAAGAUGGCAAAAUCUUUUGGCCUCAUCCUCCGACCGGUGCCCUUGACGAACGGAUAACACGAUCUUUUGCUGGGCAGAUAGCUCAGGCACUCAAAUUCCUUCGUCAACAUCACUUGAUCCAUCGAGAUCUUAAGCCCCAAAACUUGCUCCUAGCUCCUGCCUCUGCAGCUGAUUUAGCUGAAGGUCAUCCGUAUGGCGUACCAGUCCUUAAGGUGGCAGACUUUGGCUUCGCACGAUUUCUUCCUGCCGCCACCAUGGCUGACACUUUAUGUGGGUCACCCCUGUAUAUGGCUCCUGAAAUCCUUCGUUAUGAGAAAUACGAUGCCAAAGCCGAUCUGUGGUCUGUCGGUGCCAUCUUGUACGAAGUUUGUGUGGGCCGGCCACCUUUCAAAGCUGUCAAUUAUGGGGAGCUUCUAAAGAAAGUUGAGCAGGGAAAUGAUCGCAUUAGAUUCCCGGACGAAGCUCGGAACCUGACUGGAGACACCGAUUCACUCCCCCCUGGUGGUCUUCCCGUGUCGGACGACAUCAAAUCACUCAUACGUCAACUACUCAAACGCAAUCCCGUCGAGAGGAUGAGCUUUGACGACUUUUUCGCUUGCAGUGUUUGGGAAGGGUAUAUGACGGACAAUGAAGAAGAGACAAUGAGUUUUGACGCCUCAACCGACAGCUCAGCGGUCAAUUUCGAGUCUGAAUCGAGUGGUUCAAGGAUCAGAGAAAUGGCAGACAGUGGCGAGAGGUCGCAAGAGGGAUCCAAACCUUUUAUCGGACCUCAACAGCUUUUCAGCGAGGAAGCGCUAGGACUUCAACCCGCAGUCGUCCCCGGUCAGAAUCUGACUACAUCACCUGUUGAAGCUUCGCCCUCGACUAUGCAACCAUGUCAAAGCUUCCGCCCCAUUCGAAGAACAGAGCCCAAAUACUACCUGAGCGAUGAGGUACCCACUCCAGAGGUCAGUACGAUCAAACCCCCUGCAGCAUCCUCGACAACGACUGUCAGAGCUGAUCCUCGUCCGAUAUCAUCGAUCUCUCGGCGACCGUCGAUUCGUGACGCUGGUAGUGUCGAAGAACCUCCGCUCGUCACCCCGACGUCAGCCACUCUUACCGGUGGCGUUUUUGCCCGUCAAGCGCGUAUUUCUGGAGCAGGAACACAGGCGAUGACCGUGGCAACUAGACCUCGGCAUACGACUGGAAAAGAAGAGUUGGACAUGGAGGACUCUGUCGAUAAAGAUUAUGUCGUUGUUGAGAAGCAAACGGUGGAAAUCAAUGCAUUGGCCGAUGAAUUAGACCAAGUGGUCAAAAAGCCGAGCUUCACUGCUAUAACCCGCCGGCCCAGUUCCAGAACAAGUGUCGUGACGCGUCCCAUCUCCGCCUUCAAGCCAUCAAGCUCGAGCCCCACCACCCCAAAUACCCUUGCGCCAAUGUCUUACUCACCCCCAUUCGCCCUUGAGGGUACUCCGCCAUUCGCUAUUCGCCCAGGAACCAGCCUCCCGACUGCAGCGCGCAAAUCUUCGUCUUCAGCUCUAAGCCGUCCUUCCUCCAUUCCGCACGCUCUGAACAUCCUCCCACCGCCAUUACAGGCCUACGCCGCUGAAGUCAGUCACAGAUUCUCUACCUCUCCUGGCUCUUUACAAACCGGCGCUCUAGCUCGCGCACUGACCAACACCGCCAUCCGACUCAUUGGUACGGGUGCCAAUACAGCCGCGACCGUGAUCGCUCGCGCUGCUUCCAGACGUCGUCCCAAUAUCGUUCGUGUAUCCGGGGACAUCGACGCUGCAGAGGACGCCGUGCUUCGAUCCGCAGAGGGAGUGGCUCGCAAGGCAUAUGCUCUGUUCGAACUUGCAGAUGCUCGACUAGUCAUGUGGCAACAACUAGCAAGACCUGCGACUCCCACUCCAGUAGGCGCUGGUACGAUCACCUCAGGACCAUUCAUGCAAGUUAGUACUCCCCCAUUUGCCGCUUCACCGAGGCGAAAGUCGAGCUCUAGUAGUCUAGGAUCCGAGGUUAUGAUGUUGCGUCAGCAAGAAGCAGCAGCAGGAGAUGCUGUGGUCUUGUACUGCAAAGCUCUGGCGUUCAUUGUCAAAGGGACCAAUGAGAUACAAGCUUAUUGGGAGUCUCGGGCCAGUGCAUAUGGAAAUUACACUGCUAGUGUUGAGCUCAACGAGAUGGUUCAAUGGCUUCGUACCCGGUUUAACGAAUGUUUCGAGAAAGCCGAAUGGGCCAAAGCGCGUUGCGCAGAGGACCUACCAUACAUCGAUCGACUGGUACACGACAAAGCCCGAGAGGUGUCCCGCGUCGCUGCAAUAGCAGAGAUGCAAGGAGAAUACUCCGCGGCCGAAGUGGGUUACGAAACAUCGCUCUGGCUCUUGCAAGCUCUGUUGGAUGAUGUCAUGUAUGAUCCUGGCAAGAUUCGGGAUGAAGAUAAAUUAGGUAUCGAGAAACUCAUCUAUCCAAUCAAGCUUCGUCUAGAAACACUUCGGAAGAAGAUGGCUGAAGCGAGAUGA
Tremella mesenterica DSM 1558 is the source of this 2952-nucleotide messenger RNA. RefSeq lists its product as uncharacterized. Gene Ontology annotation, cellular component: autophagosome; cytoplasm. The record is from RefSeq and is a predicted model, not a curated record. Lineage: Eukaryota; Fungi; Basidiomycota; Tremellomycetes; Tremellales; Tremellaceae. The transcript is spliced from 10 exons. The coding region runs from base 1 to 2952 and encodes 983 amino acids. Gene Ontology annotation, molecular function: protein serine/threonine kinase activity; ATP binding. Gene Ontology annotation, biological process: protein autophosphorylation; peptidyl-serine phosphorylation; autophagosome organization.